ACAAAAUUCGGCAGUAAAAUCAUACUGUCAGAUGACUUUUUGCAGGUUGAACAAACUGUAUGAGCCGGUGAGAAUCAAUGUGCAAGAACUCACGCUGACUCUGGAAACAGCUAAGCAGGUGGUUUUAGUUUCUGUGAAGAAUUAACAGGUGUUCGCUGAUUGACUAAAAAAUGAUCAGACUUCUAAACCAAAUGUAAUUCGUCUCCAUUUCCUUAAAUAGUUGGUAGGUUUUUCGUACUAAAAUAGGCUUAUACUAUUCAAAAACAUAAACGAAAACUAGCAUUAUCGUCGGGCGCGUUUUCUUUUUUCAUUUCAGUGAUUUGACCACCUUGAUGGAAGUAAGAUGUUAUCAAGAAACAGUGGUUAGUUGUAAUCGAAAUGCGUGGUUUCUUUGAAUAUGAAUCCGGCAUUUUUCACUAGGGGCAAAUACCAAAUGUAAAUAAACCCAAAUUGUUUUUGGUCUCUGUUGGCUAACCUAAUUUGCAUAUGUGCGUUUUAACAGGAGUCAGAUGUUUAAUCUUGGUACAGUCAAGUCAAGCCGCCAAGCUACAGAAACGGCGUUGUUGCCGGUGAGAUUUGUUUUCAAGAAAGCGCCUCUUUAAACGAUGCACUGGCCUAAACCUUAGAGAUUUAUUUUAGUGCCGGAUAAAAUCAUUUCUUUGUUCCACGAAAGACGUCGGCGGAGUCAACCACAAGCAAUAGCAAGGGAUGGCAGACGAAACAACAGAACGUGAAACGACAGAGAUGGAGUUAUUCCCCGCUAAAGAGGAAAAUCACCAAGCGAAAGAAAAACCAGUAACAAUCCUUGCUUUCUACAUUUUCGGCUUCUUGAUUUAUGCGAUUUACUCACUGAUAAUAUCGGGUGCUCAAGACAUUCUUGCAGGAACAUUUGUUCCCACAUCAGCCGUGCUGGUUGCCAACGUCGGACCAUAUUUUGUCAUCACUGUGGUGGCUCCGUAUUUCAUCCAAAAAAUCGCGUAUUUCCCCCGUGUGAUGGCCAUAUUUUUUCUUGAGGCUACAGGACUUAUCAUGGUGGCCACAGCCAAGCGAGUUGGAGUGAGAUUGUUGGGGGUUUCAUUAUCUUCGUUUGGAUUUGGUUUAGGGGAGUUAUCUUUCAUAGCCAUGACGUCUUUCUACCAUGAUACGGCAGUUAGCGCCUUCUCAGCCGGUACAGGGACUGGUAUUUCACUAGCGCCCCUAUAUUACACAGCCAUGACAACAUGGGCUUGUGUGUCUCCCCCCUUGACCAUUUCUAUCAUGGCUGUCAGUUUGGUGUUGCUGUUGAUAUUCUACGGUCUGAUGGAGCGAAAGCACUCUCAGUCUUGGCAGUCUACAGCAAACGGAAUCACUCACAAGGACAUUCAAUAUUCACCUAUCGAGGAACAGGAAACAGACAUCGGUGACGAGCAUUUAACUUGGAAGGAAAAAUGUUCAGCGAUCAAAAGUGUGCUACCGAUCAUUGCUUCCAUAAUCAGUGCAUGGAUUGCAGAAUAUCUGAUCAUCCAAUCCGUCAUCACCACGAUAGCGUUCCCGAGCGCUCCGUUUCCACCUCGCGACCACUAUCAGUAUUAUAUCUUCGUUUUCCUGUUCGGGGAACUGUUCGGUAGAUCGUAUUUGAUCGUUUUGUCGUAUCUCAUGCCGAAUGUAGCUCGAAAGCUAACCAUACGCAGAAUAUGGUUUCUUGCUGUAGCAGAGAUAGGAAUUUUACUUUUCUUCUUGCUGGCGGCUUGGUACCGCUUUUUAAGUGACGUUUCUAUAGUUUUGGUUCUUGCCUUCAUCGGUGGUCUGGUAAUUGGCGUUAUGUACGUAAAUAUGUUAGCGAUUUAUUCUGAAAUCGAGGAGCCGAAAUCCAGAGAGUUUGUUCUGGGGUACGCCUCUGCUGCGACUGGCGCUGGGGCGAUUACCGCUGGCUUGUUAGGAUUGCUGAUCGAGCCGUGGUUGCGUCGUCACUGUUUAAGUGUGGCAGCAAAUAGCAGCUUUUGUUUCACUCGUUUGCAGGGAGGUGGAGUUUGUAAAUAGACAAAGCAAACAACGACAGCAAGAGAAUUUUUUCAAGCAUUAAUUUUGACUGGGUUCACUUAGGAUAGUACUGAUUCAAACCAGAAUGGAUUCGAACGAAAUAGAUUUGUAAUUGUUUCCCAACAGGGAACACAAAAAUAACUUAACAUAGCUAUCCGCUUUGCUUAAAUUUAAAUUUGCAAUUGCUGUUGUAUGGUCUGUUUGAUUCAAUGCUGUUAUAUGGUCUGUUUGCUCCAAUCAAUACAAGUGUAAAACAAACAAACAAACAAACAAAACAACUAACAAACAAACAAAUAGGGCAAAAUUCACCGAUCGUUUUCAACAGUUACAGGUUGGUGCUACAUAUAAACAACCCGCAGGUGCAGGUAGUUUCACUCUAGGUUUAGGAAUUGUCUCAUGAAGACAACUGCGUCUCUAAAAUUAUAAUUAACUCAAAUACCGAUUGAAGCGCAGAGAAGCGUUUUUAAAAAAGAAGUGUCUAUGUUGCGGAAUGCAUUUUACCGUACCAAAUAAGGUGUGGUAGUUCUUGGAACAAGGAAGCUGUCUGUUAUGAUAAUGUAGGCAGAGUUCAUAUGGCGUUUAGUCUUCUCACUGGGGCAAAAGGGACUGUAUCUAAUGACGAGAUGGUACAGUCCAUUAGGGGUAGAGUUUAUAAGAAGUAAAUGUUGGCCUCCUGAAGGACCUGUAGCCGAAAUGUUUUUGCUCCACUGCGGAAAAUUGUUCGAGAACAUCCUGACAUUUGUUUGUAAAAAGAACUGAACAUGAUAAUAAUAAUUAUGCAGUCAAUACAAAUGUUGAUAUGCUUGAAUCACCGCAGUUUGUAAAUUAAAUUAAACAGAGGCUAUUGUUUUCGAGUAUCAUAUUACCCUGAUUUGCUUGCUGGUAGAGUCAGCUUUCUUUCGACCCAUGCCUCCUGAGAG
This is a messenger RNA of Orbicella faveolata, 2939 nucleotides long. RefSeq lists its product as uncharacterized. Gene Ontology annotation, biological process: regulation of intracellular pH. Gene Ontology annotation, cellular component: membrane; vacuole. The record is from RefSeq and is a predicted model, not a curated record. NCBI's taxonomy places the organism in Eukaryota, Metazoa, Cnidaria, Anthozoa, Scleractinia, Merulinidae.